UGUCCAUCUUUACUACUCAGAAACCAGACUUUCCAUCCUUCCCCAGUUCCCUUAGCUAUCGAGAGGAGCCAAGGGCCAUCAAUUUCGAAAGAGCUCCCUUUCUCAAUUCUCAUGUUUUGCAGAGAAGAGAAAGGAGGAAGAGAGACAGAACAGAGAUGGAAGACGAUAGCAAAUAUUCAACUGCACCGGCAUACUGUGUCACCGGGGCGACCGGUUAUGUCGGUUCUUGGUUGGUGAAGUCUCUCCUCCAACGCGGUUGCAAGGUCCAUGCUGCGGUCCGCGACCCCGCUAAAUCCUUGCGUCUGCUAUUGACAUGGAAUGGCGGAGAGCGCUUGAAGUUGUUCCGAGCUAGUUUGCAGGAUGACGGGAGCUACGAUGAGGCCGUAAAGGGCUGCGACGGCGUCUUUCACGUCGCCGCCCCAAUGCAAUUCGACGUUCACGAGAGCACCGAUGAAUGCGUCCAUUCGAACAUCAUCGAUCCAGCGGUCCGGGGCACCGUGAACCUCCUGAAAUCAUGCCUGAAAUCAAAAUCAGUGAGGAGGGUGGUGUUCACAUCUUCCGUCAGCACAAUCACUGCCAAGGACAGUGCAGGGAAUUGGAGAGAUGUGGUCGAUGAAUCGUGCCUCACCCCAAUCGAUCAUGUGUGGAAGACUAAAACCAGCGGAUGGGUUUACGUGUUGUUAAAGCUCCUAACGGAGGAAGCAGCUUUCCAAUUUGCAAGAGAGAAAGGGAUUCACAUUGUAUCAGUGGUUUCCACCACGGUUGGAGGCCCAUUCCUCACGUCUCCUGUUCCCUCCAGCAUACGAGUUCUCUUGUCCCCAGUCACAGAUGAAGUCGACAUGUUCCGAAUAUUAUCUACCGUGAACUCUAGAAUGGGAUCGGUUGGUGUAGUCCACAUUGAAGAUGUAUGCAAUGCCCACAUUUUCUUGAUGGAGCGUGCCGAAGCAGAGGGCAGAUACAUAUGCUGUGCUGAAAGCUGCCCCAUGUCCAAGAUGAUCCGAAACCUUGCCAAAAAUUAUCCACAAUCGAACAUAACAAGGUUGGCGGAUCAGGAGAAUGAGUCGGUCCCAGCUGAGAUUUCUUCAAAGAAAUUGAGGGACUUGGGGUUCAGCUACAAGCAUGGAGCAGAGGACAUUAUACGCGAAACCGUGACUGCCUGCAUAGACUUUGGCUUUCUUCCUCCAUUAGCAACUUAAAACUCGGUCUUCUGUCUUUCAAUUUGUGAAUCCAAUGGGCUACAAAACUAAAAACUAAUCGCCUGUGGCUGAAACGAAAAGGAUGGAAGUUCUGGAGCUGGGUGAGAGCUGUCUUACCCUAUAUGUAUUGCAAAUACAGUCGACACCAAUAUACUUUGUAAAUCGACUCUCUCUGCACCAUUCGACCGUGUUCGUUGAAUGUCGAACCAAGUUAAAGUUUUUGCU
Eucalyptus grandis is the source of this 1421-nucleotide messenger RNA. Its product is annotated as putative anthocyanidin reductase. The coding region runs from base 156 to 1196 and encodes 346 amino acids. The transcript is spliced from 6 exons. Gene Ontology annotation, molecular function: oxidoreductase activity, acting on the CH-OH group of donors, NAD or NADP as acceptor. The record is from RefSeq and is a predicted model, not a curated record. NCBI's taxonomy places the organism in Eukaryota, Viridiplantae, Streptophyta, Magnoliopsida, Myrtales, Myrtaceae.